Molecule: messenger RNA, 1120 nt
Organism: Kickxella alabastrina
Lineage: Eukaryota; Fungi; Kickxellomycota; Kickxellomycetes; Kickxellales; Kickxellaceae
Exons: 2
Coding region: 112-1023 (303 amino acids)
Biological process (GO): purine nucleobase biosynthetic process
Cellular component (GO): cytosol
Molecular function (GO): methylenetetrahydrofolate dehydrogenase (NAD+) activity; methylenetetrahydrofolate dehydrogenase (NADP+) activity
Source: RefSeq, a predicted model, not a curated record
UUUCUAGCCUACUUUCUAAAGAGGGUCUCUCUUUGUAUAUUAACACUUUUAUUAUUUCUCUCAUUAACUUGAUAGUAUCCAACCCAUCAUUCAAAUAAAAAACUUGUAACCAUGCCGUGCAAAGUUGUCCUUGCUGCUGAGGUUGCCUCUAACUACACUUCUGAGAUCAAGUCCGAGGUGAGCCAAAAGGAGACCAAGCCCAGGCUCGUUGGGUUCCUUGCCAACGAUGAUCCGUACGCAGAAAAAUACGCACAGUCCUCCAGCAAGCACCUCGCCGAAGCCGGGCUCGACUUUGAGCUCCGCCAAGUACCACGCGAAUCACUCGAAUCCGCCAUCCACGAUGCCAACCAAGACCCGCAGGUAAGCGGCAUCCUCGUAUACUACCCAGUAUACGGCGAUGAUCGCGACCAGCGGCUUCAAGACCUGGUUGAUCCGACAAAGGACGUCGAGGGACUGAAUGUCGUCUACAACGGCAAGCUCUAUGGCAACGACAGGUACCUGGACGAGGAGAAAACCCGCAAAGCCAUCCUGCCAUGCACGCCCCUGGCUGUGGUCAAGGUGCUGGAUCAUAUCGGCGUAUAUGACCAUGGGUUGCCCUAUGGCGACCACUUGCGCGGGAAAACCAUCGCUGUGGUUAACCGCAGUGAGGUCGUCGGCAGGCCGCUGGCUGCGCUGCUGGCUAAUGACGGAGCGAAGGUUUACUCGAUCGAUAUUAAUGACAUCCAAAUAUACGCGCGCGAGCAGGGCGCGUCUAUUAAUAGCCAUACGGCGACGGUAACUGAUCUGAAGCCUGAGGACGUUAUUCCACUGUGUGAUGUGGUUAUUACUGGAGUGCCGACUGCUGCGUAUAAGCUGCCGACGAGGCUGCUGAAAAAGGGCGUGGUUGCGGUUAACUUUGCUAGUGUGCGUAAUUUCGAGCCUGAGGUGAAGGACGUCGCGUCGAUCUAUGUGCCUUCGGUCGGCAAGGUCACUGUGUCUAUGCUGCAGCGCAACCUCUUGCGCCUGUUCAACUACCAGCACUAAACAAAAAUGAAACAAUAAUAGAGCUUUUGUUCUUUUGUUUAAUUUUCUCAUUUUUCUCAUAUUUUUUAUAAAUAAAUGGAUUUCUCAAUAGCGGGGA